UUUUCAAUUAAUGCAUCCGACCGAGAGGCUCCUCUCAACAGCUCAAACACCCACAAAUUUAAUCCACCGAUAUAGCACUCGUCUUCCUCCGUCGCCUCUCCUUGUUCUGUCACGGCAGUGCAGGUUCUCCUUGCUGUGCGAACCACACCGUGCAGCGCGUGCGUGCAUGAUGGACGGCGCGUGAGCACAGAUCGAGAGCCAGCUGCAUGCAUGCGUCCGUCGUGAGUUUGCCGAAGGUAGAUCGCCGUCUACGUGCUCCCUGUGAUCAUGGAAAAACAGCAGGGAAGCCACGAGCUGGAUAGUUUUGCUCAACUGGACGGGGCGGCGCAGGAGGAGGUGAUCGGCGGCGCGGGAGCCGAGAUGGUGGACUACAUGCUGGGCCAGGCGCCGCAGCCGCCUCAGGGAGCGCCGCACGGCCAGGUGUCCCUGGACAAGCUCAGCUUCUCCGACGUUUUGCAGUUCGCGGACUUUGGCCCCAGGCUCGCGCUCAACCAUCCGUCCGCCGACCACCACGACAACGCCCGUGAUGACGACGGCGAAGACAGCUACUUCUUCAGGUUCCAGUCACACGAGCUCUCGGCCGCGGACGACCCUGAUCCCCGCGGAGCCUCAGGUAUCCACCACGCGGCGGAGCAGGACGGCGGCAGCAACACGGCCGACGGAUCAGGAGGCGCGCGCGAUCAGGAUCACGGCGGCGGCAUCUCGGAGAGCACGACGCUGGUGCAGCAGUCUGACGGAGGCGGCAGGGUGACCGGCCAGAAGGCUGGCGGGGACCAGGCAGCCAAGAGCGGGCGGCGGAAGCGGCCUCGGUCCACCAAGACGAGCGAGGAAGUCGAGAGCCAGCGGAUGACGCACAUCGCCGUCGAGCGUAACCGGCGGCGGCAGAUGAACGAUUACCUCAGGGUGCUCCGGUCCCUCAUGCCAGGAUCUUACGUCCAAAGGGGAGACCAAGCAUCCAUCAUAGGUGGCGCCAUAGAGUUCAUACGAGAGCUAGAGCAACUGAUCCAGUGCCUCGAGUCACAGAAGCGGCGCCGUCUUUACGGCGACACGCCACGGCCGGUCGCCGAUGGAACCGCCGGGGCGGUUCCGGCGACAACCAUGCACGAGCCGCCACCGCCGCAAGGGCACGAGGCUCCGCCCUUCUACGUCUCCCCGAGCCUCCCGUUCCCUGCUUUGGCGACCGGUGACGGCGGCGCCGCUGGCAAGGUGAUGGUCGACCUCGACACGUGCGGCAGCGGGCUCACGGAGGAGGAGGUGGCCGAGAACAAGUCGAGCCUGGCGGACAUCGAGGUGCGCGUGCUGGGCGAGGACGCUGUGAUCAAGGUCCUGUCUCGCCGCCGGCCGGAGCAGCUCAUCAAGACCAUCGCCGUGCUGGAGGAGAUGCACAUGUCCAUCCUCCACACCAACAUCACCACCAUCGAGCAGACCGUCCUCUACUCCUUCAACGUCAAGAUCGCCGGCGAGCCAAGAUUCACGGCGGAGGACAUCGUCGGCGCCGUCCACCAGAUCCUCACCUUCAUCGACGUCAACUACACAUUAUGAUCGAUCCCGGCCUGUACUCGAGAUUGAGCUUGCGUUGGAUGCUGGCAACUCGGUUUAUUUCGAUUUCUAUAUUUUCAGCGUGUGCUCGGUUAUAUAUUUUUCUCCAGCUUGUGUAAUUUAUUAAUCGUGUCACACUAUAUUUCCUUCACAUGUCUAUGUGUGUAAGCUGAUUAGAGCAGCCAGAAACACACCAUUUGGUUUGUUUAUUCACACAAUAUGAAUCUAUGAUGAAUGACUCGUGCGUUAAUUAGUUUCAAAGUAAAGGGGGUUAUUUUGUAUUUUAAUU
Lolium perenne is the source of this 1828-nucleotide messenger RNA. Its product is annotated as transcription factor FAMA. Gene Ontology annotation, molecular function: DNA-binding transcription factor activity; protein dimerization activity. Gene Ontology annotation, cellular component: nucleus. NCBI's taxonomy places the organism in Eukaryota, Viridiplantae, Streptophyta, Magnoliopsida, Poales, Poaceae. The record is from RefSeq and is a predicted model, not a curated record. Gene Ontology annotation, biological process: stomatal complex development; positive regulation of DNA-templated transcription; guard cell differentiation.